AUGUCUUCAAGUUCCUCCGUGAAUCAUCAUCAAGAAGAAGAAGAAGAUUCCAAUCAUGAUUCUAACGGAACUGGAACAACGACACCAAAAACAACAACACCUCUUCCUCCUCCUCAACAACAACAUCAUCAUCAAACCAAUAAUACUCCAAUUGUAGAUGCUGCCAUUGUUCAAUCGGAUGAUGGUGUUUGGUUGACCAUUUACGAUCCACAAACAAAAAGACAUUACUAUCAUAACAAAACAAAUGGAGAAACGACAUGGUCCUUACCGAUGAAUUUGAGUUCUCCAAAUUUGAAUACAACAAUGAAUGUUUCAACUAAACUUCACGAACAAUUAAAAUCUCCAGUUUCACCUGUGAUGGAAAUGACAGGUAAAACACCCAUCACUCCCAAGACACCAUCAAAUGCUCACAAAGAUGAGUCAUUGAUCUUGUUGAAUUCAGAACAACCAAAAGGACGUAAAUCGAACAAUACUACUGGCACUCCUUCUGGACAUCAACGAAGUUUAUCUCAAGAUAAUGUCAUGUCAAAUUUGAAAAGUCGAGUGUCACAUUUACAUGCCAUUCCAAUUAAUGUGAAGAAGGAGAUUGAAACCUAUUCUCCUUCAACUGCUGCCAAUUUGGAUGUUAUUGGAAGUGUUCCUGCAAAUUCUGGACUAUUCACUCGAUCUCAAUACAAUAGUGAUGACGAAGAAGAUGAAGAAGAAGACAUCAUUAAGAAUGAUGAUGAGAUUGAAACACCUCGUCAACAACAAGCAACUUUGAAUCUUGAUCUUGUCGGAACCAAGAAGAAUACGAGUGGUAGUGCAAAUGACGACGAAGAUGCAGAAGAACCUUCUGAAAAACCGUUGAGUACUUCCAACAUUGUUCAACACUCGAGUAGUGUCUCCACAACAACAACAACAGGUACAAUCGGCACUACCACUCCAAAGGUUGUCACUUCUCCACAAAUUUCCAAACAAAUAUCAUCAUUAGAAUUGGAAGAUGGUUGGGAAGCUGCAGUGGAUUCAAAUACUGGACGUACCUAUUAUUUCCAUCGACAAACUCAAAAAUCUACUUGGGAACCACCCUAUAAGAAUAAGAAAGUGACACAUUAUCACACUCCUUCUACCAUUGAAAACAUUGCAGAUUACAAAUUGUUAACAGAAGCGGGCUCCUCGAAUAAUGCUCAACCAACAACUCCUCAACGACCAAAAUCUUCUCACAUGGGUACCUCUGCUGAAGAUUCUCAUCAAGAGGCUUCCGAUGCAUUGCCACGAAUUACACAGGGUGAACAUACCUUGAUCAAGUACGGCGUGACACAUUUCCAAAAAUUCAAGAAGGGUCUCUUUAAGAAACAAGUGAAGGUUGACAAAUUGAUUGAAUUCCAAAAGGAUCGAUUGAAUCAAACACUGCAACCCAUUAAAAUGGAACAACAUCAAGAGAAGGCUCUCAGAUGCUUUGAAUUGGUUCAAUUAUUUAUGGGAGACCGUACCUUUGACAAGUGUUCACCAACUGUGAAACAAGUUGUGAAAAGUGGAACCAAUGUUCAUGAUUUUUUCCUUGCCAAGGAAAUUCUUCAAAUUGCUCUACUCAAUGUACCUAUUAGAAAUGAGCUUAUUAUUUAUCUUUGUAAACAAACCAACAACAAUCCAAAGGUUGAGAGUGCUGUGAAAGGUCUUCAACUUCUUGGACUCAUGCUCUCUGCAUUUCCACCAACUUCUUAUGAUUUACAAGAGGGUGUUUUACACUUUUUACAACACACCAUUGUGACACAUCCAAAACUUGGUAAAGACGAACGCAUUCGACAAUUUUCUCUCCUCUCUGAGAAACAUUUGAGAAGAUCUUGUGUCACAGGCCCAAGAAAAACGCUUCCAUCGGACAAUGAAAUUAAGAACAUGUCAAAUCCUCAUCCACCAGAACCAAUAUUUGGUGUUUCCAUUGUAGAAUAUUUGAAAUGGCAAAAGGAAAAAUUCCCACAAUUCGAUCCAUCCAAGCCAUACAUUUUAUAUAUUUUGAGUGAAGCCUUAAAGAAGGUGAAUUUCACAAAUGUGGAAGGUAUUUUCCGAUUGCCUGGAGACGUCUCUCGAGUGGAAGCUCUCAAAGACAAAUUCUGUAAAUGCAAUUUUGAAAUCUCUGAGAAGGAUCCUCACGUGUUGGCCUCUCUUUUCAAGUUGUGGUUGCGUGAGUUGGCAGAUCCACUCAUUCCUCAUCGUCUCUAUGAACAUUGCGUUUCUGUAGCAAACAGUGAACAAGAGAGUGCUGCAGUUUUGGAUCAAUUACCACCCGGAAAUCGUACCAUUCUUAACUUUGUUCUUGAUUUUCUCUCUGACAUGUUACCAAAUUGUAAAAAGACCAUGAUGACAAGUGAAAACUUGGCAGUGGUGUUUUGUCCAAAUAUUCUCAGAUCUCAGUCAUCGGAUCCAAUGGCCAUCAUGAGAAAUGCUGCCUCUGAGAAGCAAUUUGUUCGUAAUUUGAUUUUAAAGACUGCUCGUCAAAAGGGUAUCAGUGAAAAGUAG
Molecule: messenger RNA, 2496 nt
Organism: Naegleria fowleri
Lineage: Eukaryota; Heterolobosea; Eutetramitea; Acrasida; Naegleriidae
Exons: 2
Coding region: 1-2496 (831 amino acids)
Biological process (GO): signal transduction
Cellular component (GO): cytoplasm; cytoskeleton
Molecular function (GO): protein binding; GTPase activator activity
Source: RefSeq, a predicted model, not a curated record